CAGGAAUUCCUCCGAUUCUGCAGAGUUUCCUACGGGAAUUCUUCCAAGAUUAUUUUCUGAAAUCCCUACAGAUUUUUUUUGUAUUCCUCGUGAGUUCCUUCUGGGCUUUCUUAGUUUUUCAGCGAAAUUAAUACUUUGUACAAGGAAAAAAAAACUGCCAUAAAGUAUAGCUCCUCACGAUAUUAUAGCUUAUUCUGAACAUUCUCUCAUUUCCUUGUACGACCUUUCGAGGGUUACAUCACGUGGAAAACCCAACUCUCUUGAAAAAUAAACACUCACGGGGGAAACUCGCGCUCAGAUUUCGAGAUUUUUUAUUACCAUUACAUACCACCGUCGUUUCUCAACACCAUUUGAUCCCUUUAGGCACUUUCCACACAUGAUCGAGUGUUCUAACUUUCUCACCCUUGUCGGAAAAAUUCGUUCGAGAUCGAGUCAGUCGUUGACUCGCGUUCGUUCGAAUUUGUUCUGCGUAUUUCGCCCCAGUCGAGAAGCGUCCGAUCGUGCGCUUGUGAUUUUUUUUCUGGCUACAGUUUUCAUUUGCUUCUGAAGAUUUCGUUUUUGCAAGGGUGCUUGUACUGCUUAAGUGUGGAAUCAGCCUCCCUCAGCCAAAGGAAGGAAUGUUUCUUCAGCUCGUCUAUGCAGCGUGCUGUCGCCGGAGACGAAAAAACGCAGAUGAUCGCAUUUCGUGACUUGUUGCACAAAUAAACGAUGAAAAUUCGAACCCAACCUAUCCACCAGCGCUAAACCUUUGGGAAAUCGAAGGGAAAUGGGACUACGGAACGGAUCGAGAGUGAGUGUGUGUUCUCUGCACUUGGUGUCUAUAGCCUCUGGCGUUGUUGUCGGUUGCCGUCGUCAGACCAAAGUGCAACCGUGCAGCAGUGCAACGGUACUAUAGAAGUUGCUGUUGUUCACGUUGGUUUUCACUGUCGUUGCUGCCGUUCGUGAGUGAGAAUCGUGCACGGGACAAAUUCACGACUCGUGAUUCCGGCUUGUGUUUUCGGAUGGAAUAGAUCAAUAAAUUUUCCUGCUUGCGCUUCCAUACGCUUUCUGUGCGCUUGUGAAAUCGUCACGGAAGACGGUUCAAGUGUGAUGCUUCGAAGAGUGUGAUACCAAUGUGAUAUUGAUCUGCAAGUUAACAAAUGAAAACCGUUCGUCAUGAGCAGAAGAUAUUACGUGGACAACAAUGUUAGUAGUCUAAUUAAUAAGUUUGAGGUACGGAACUAUCCUAAAAAUAGCAGAAUGGCAGCGCCGGAGCCAGACGAAGAGCUGUACGUUAGAAGGCGUAUCCCUUCAGCUGCGAACGGUCGAGAGCGGCACGUUUACCUGAACGACUCAGCAGUGUUCUACGAUAGUGUUGAAAGUGUACCGCCGAAUGUUAGAUUUCGCACGCGCUACAAUGAUUCGCUAUCAUCGUUGAACGAAUCUGAUUACGGUGGGGGUGUGUACGAUUCGACGGUCGAAGAGUACCAGGAUGAGCCGCUUCCCAUCAGUAAGGAGCAAGUGGCUAGCUCAUUAUCACGAUUCGGGGCCAUUCUUCAGAUGCUGUCGAAAAUUCCAUUCCCUCGAAUGUCCGUCACCGGAAUGGGCCUGUGCUCACUUGUCGCAAUCUUCAUCUGUCCGCGAACGCUCGGCUCCAACAUUCUGUUUCCCGGUUUUAGAUUACUCUUCGGCACGCUGUACCCCGCCUAUGCAUCGUACAAAGCAGUCAGGACCAAAAAUGUCAAAGAAUAUGUCAAAUGGAUGAUGUAUUGGAUUGUGUUUGCGUUUUUCACCUGCAUCGAGACGUUCACCGACAUUCUGCUCUCGUGGUUCCCGUUCUACUACGAAAUCAAAGUCAUCAUCGUGCUAUGGUUGCUCUCGCCGGCAACGCGGGGCAGCUCAACGCUCUAUCGAAAGUUUGUGCAUCCGAUGCUGACCCGACGAGAACAGGAAAUCGACGAUUACAUCAACCAAGCCAAAGAAAAGGGCUAUACGGCUGUGCUACAGUUAGGAUCCAAAGGUGUCAACUAUGCCACUAAUGUUAUCAUGCAAACUGCAAUUAAGGGUGGUGGCGGUUUGGUGCAAACGCUACGCAAAAGCUACAGCUUGAGCGACCUGUCGGAACCGGACACGCACCGCACCCAGGAGGAGAUUGACGAACUGACCCGGCCCCAGAGGGUGCUGCGCUCCAAAAGUGCCCGAUCCUCUUCCGGCGGUCGCCAUGUGGAAAUGUAUUUCCCAGAGGUGGAAAUAGCCGGGACACCACACCACAAUCCACCGCCGCCGUAUAAUUAUAUUCGAUCCUCAGACGAUAUCAGUUCAGGAUAUUCGAGUGCCGAACCCGGACUGAGUCGAACGGCUUCGAUGAGUAAUACCGUUAGGCCACGUGUGAAAUCUAAAACACGGGAGGAUGACGACGUUGUUUUCUAUGAUGGCAGAGAUACAGACCGAUUCUAUGGCAAUAGUUCUCAGUUCGUUUCUCCUUCUGCCACACUGUUUGAAAUUCCUCCCAGUCCACUUCCAGCAAUUACACAGGCUAGUUAUUUCCCAGAAUCUCACAGUCACGUAAUUUACACUGCUCCUUCAUCUCCGAAUAUCAUCCCACCGGAAGUAGAUCAGAACUAUGAAUUAUUUUUGAAGUGGAUGGAGUCACAAAAACAGAUCCAUUCUACUGAAAACACAUCAACGCCGCCAGAAGAUAGGAGACACGAACAAACAGCCACUUCCACCGAACACACUAUGACAGAUGAUGAACAACUCCCAUCAGAAAUUAGCACUACUGAAGCCCUUUUCGUAGAUUAUCAGAGAAGCAAUGAAUUGGACGACCCCUGUGCUGAAAAUUCGAUGUUAGCUUCAGUACCUGAAGUGGACCAAUCGGAGAAAAGUUUUUCGGAAGAUCUGUUUCGUGACACUGUUUCUGUUUCUAGUGAAGAUGAGUUCCUGGAAAUAGAAACGGAUGCUGGUAGCGAAAUUCAACUUUCCGUGGAUAUUCCGCUUCUAAUAGAUGAACCAGUGAUAACCGAUAAUGUAGAAUGUGUGGAUUCUGUGGAGGUCAAAGUAUUAGACAACGUUGACACGAUUCCAACAGUUAUUGAAUCGGUACAAAGUAGCGUUUUGUUGGAUAAUUCCACUGAUUCAAUAGAUUCGCCUACCGAAAACAAGACAUCUUCUGAACUUUUGUCAGACACUAAUGAAAACCUCCAAGAUUUAGAACAACAACCUUCUUCAGACAAGAUCUCCAAUGAACAAUUCACAACCUCUGAACUCAAACCCAUUUCCCCGGAGAACCUUCAAUCUCCAGCAGAACCUCCUAACCAGUUGAGCAUCUCUAUAUCUGAUCUGACGUCAUCAACUUCGUCACUAGCUCUCUCGGAUGGCAGCAGUCAGAUGGAUGACUUGACUCCCAGAAAACCAUUGUCACAUGGAAAACGAAAAGCUCCUCCAGUUCCCACGGCCAUUAAACCUAUGCAAAUUACUCCGAUUCUGAAAACCACCUCUACCAUUCCAAAACUUCCCGAAAGAAUUGGCAAUCCAUCGAUUGGUUCAGUUCCACCACCUGAACCCAAACAUGCUUCCGCACCAACGACCACCCCCGAUAAAGACAAAGACAAGAAACACAAAUCCAAAAAGUUGAUGAGUUCGUUAACCGGGAUGUUCAAGCACGACGGUCCAUCCUCGCCGGGGACAUCCAGUACAAACAUAACGCAAACCCAGACGAAAGACUCGCUCCUUCCCAAGGAAACUGAAAUUUGAUUUUUAUCCUUAAACUGACCCCCCUUGACAAGAUUUCCUCCCGUAUUUCCGUACUUGAGAACUAUUGCUUGAAAUUCCUUGUGUACUAGACGAUCGAGAGGCACUUUUUUCUAUGGAAUUUUCUUCAGCUGAUAAAAUGUCUGCAAGCUGCACUACAUUACCUCGGUCCAAGAAACCGGAAAAAGUCAUCAAAACCCGCUCGAAGACGGAAAAAUAAUUCCUGCGAGGUAUCAGUAGAGAUACCAUUUUCAAACAUUUUAUGUUCCAUGCUUUAGUUCUAUACGUUUAACGUUUCUACGACUUACACAUCUCGGAAGGUGCUUUCUAUUACUGGAAAUACAAAGGUUGAUGAUGACAGGCGGUCGAUGAGCACGGCAACAAACAAGAGCUUAAUCGCGUCACAAUAGUUAUUGCUUUCGGUACGAGUAAAUAUGAACGAUUUUUAUCUUAGACUAUUAUAUUAAUUACGAAUCGUUUACGAGAGGAGUGAAGAUGCAAUUAUGGUACUUUUAAAACAAACAAAAAAGCAGAAUGUCAUCUCUGUAUCAGAUGAAUAUAACAUGAAAGCAUUUAUUACGAAAAAAGAGCAUAAAGUCACAUUAAUGUUUAUGAAAUGCCAAAAUCCAAACAAAUAUAUAGUGAACCACUGAUCCCUAGAAAAUGGAACUGAUUAGAGGAAGUUUUAUCUCUAUCUAUAAGUAAUAAGCUUUACAUUAGAUUAUGUUUUAGACCAUCUUCAAAGUAUUUUUGUUCAUCUUGUUAUUUAGAACAGAAUUCACGAAUAAUUUUUUUUUAUUGGUUAAUAUAUUGAACUUUUUCGCUUGAUCUCCGUUCUCACUGUAAAUACCUGCAGUACAUUUUCUGUCACAUUAGCUUCUUGGAACUUCAUAUUACCGAAUAAAAACCUUGAACCACCAGUUCCACAAGCUAGCUGAUAGGAUGACAACUUUAUCUAUGUAUCAGACGUUGAAUUGCCAUAUUCAUUGAAGAUUAGCCACAUGCGAACAAAACAGAUUCUGUUUUCUCAUAACAUAUCUUCUCUACGAUCAGAUAACACAAAAUUAUUAUGCUACUAAUGGCACGUGAUUAUCAAUAUAGACAACAACCUGGAAUGGAAAAUCAAAUUGAAGUGACAAACCCUGGAUGAGAAUGUUAGCUUAGUGGAGCUGUGAAUUUUUAUUCAAUUGGAAUGAAACGAACAAAUAAGCAAACACACAAUUAAAAGAGUUAGUCCGUAUGAAGUGAACCUUGAAGAAAGAUGGGUUUUAUUUGUUUGCAGCUUUCGCUCUGGAUAUAAUUGAUCAUUGAUGAUAAAGCAGACAAAAAGAGACAAGCACGCGCUGAAAAUGACACAAUAUAUGCUCAAACUUAUUGUAUGAGGUUAAGACUCUAGGAAGCAUUCAAUGUAACUCCCAUGUUGAAGUACGUAUGUAGGAACAGUUCCCCAGGAUUUAGUUAGUAUCACAAUAUUUCACGGUCUAGUAAUGACAGACAGAUAAAAUAAAACUUCAAUGUUGGAAUAA
This is a messenger RNA of Aedes albopictus (Asian tiger mosquito), 5255 nucleotides long. Its product is annotated as receptor expression-enhancing protein 4. The record is from RefSeq and is a predicted model, not a curated record. Bases 1156 to 3732 code for a protein of 858 amino acids. The transcript is spliced from 8 exons. Gene Ontology annotation, molecular function: microtubule binding. Lineage: Eukaryota; Metazoa; Arthropoda; Insecta; Diptera; Culicidae. Gene Ontology annotation, cellular component: endoplasmic reticulum membrane; cytoplasmic microtubule.